AUGAAUUCCAGAUGUCAGCAUCAUUUAACGAAGUUUGUAGUAUUGCGCCCACUAAAAUCAAAAACUGCCUUAGAAGUAGCCAACCAGCUAAUGGACAUUUUCAGCCUUCUGGGAGCCCCAUCCAUUCUUCAAUGUGACAAUGGUAGGGAGUUUGCCAAUAGAAUUAUUGAAGAGUUAGCAAUUAUGUGGGAUGGUAUGAAAAUAAUACAUGGAAAACCUCGGCAUUCCCAAAGCCAGGGUUCAGUAGAACGUGCAAAUCAAGAUGUGCAAGAUAUGCUCACGACCUGGCUUAUCACUAACCAAACAACCAAAUGGUCGGAAGGUUUGAAAUAUGUCCAGCUUAUGAAAAAUAGAGCAUAUCAAAAAUCUCCCUAUGAAGCUAUGUUUGGAUCGAAGAUGAAAUUGGGUUUGAAAACAUCUAAUUUGCCUAAAGAUUCCAUUCAAGAGGUCGAAACAGAAGAGGAAUUGGAAACAUUGAUACAAGAAGUACACAUAGCGAGUUCUUUACAUAGCAGAGUCAGUGAUACUUUAGAUACAGAAGCUGAAGAUGAUAAAAUUAAAUAUGAGAAUAAUGAAAUUUUAGAGUUAGAUUGCAUAUUAAGCGACCACAAAAAAUUAAUCGAUGAUGCUCGAAAAAAAGCUACUGUGAUUGGUGACAACGUUCGGGUAUCAAUUCCUGACAUUGAUCGUGGCAAAACAGAUCCGAAAAACUUAAUAUGCAUUGUUUUAUCAAAAGAUAACAACAUAGAUUUGUACAAAUUAGGAGCUGAGGAGGGAGUUUUAAAACAAGCUUAUUCCAGAAAUGAGUUCGUUGUUUGCGAACAACAGUUUUUAUCAUGGGAAGAAAUUUCUCAAGAUGUUCAGAAAUCCCUUAGGGAAAUUGUCGGACAGCAGUCUCUUACUGGUGGACAAGGAUUUAAAAAAUGCACAUGCAAAGGAGGAUGCAAAUCAAGAAAAUGA
Molecule: messenger RNA, 960 nt
Organism: Ctenocephalides felis (cat flea)
Lineage: Eukaryota; Metazoa; Arthropoda; Insecta; Siphonaptera; Pulicidae
Product: KRAB-A domain-containing protein 2-like
Exons: 3
Coding region: 1-960 (319 amino acids)
Biological process (GO): DNA integration
Molecular function (GO): nucleic acid binding
Source: RefSeq, a predicted model, not a curated record